Hypanus sabinus (Atlantic stingray) is the source of this 3789-nucleotide messenger RNA. RefSeq names its product cadherin-like protein 26. Lineage: Eukaryota; Metazoa; Chordata; Chondrichthyes; Myliobatiformes; Dasyatidae. Gene Ontology annotation, molecular function: calcium ion binding; cadherin binding. Gene Ontology annotation, biological process: calcium-dependent cell-cell adhesion; cell morphogenesis; multicellular organism development. The record is from RefSeq and is a predicted model, not a curated record. The coding region runs from base 93 to 2579 and encodes 828 amino acids. Gene Ontology annotation, cellular component: catenin complex; adherens junction; plasma membrane. The transcript has 18 exons.
GUUUCUAUCCUGCUGAGUAAGUUUCUCAGGAACUAAACAGGACAGAAUUCUAUAAAAAGGAGUGUAGAUCAAAUAUCUCUCACUACUGUGUCAUGUAUUUCAUCAUAAAAGUAUGGAUUCUGCUGCUGACCUUUCCUACAAACUUUGCCAUACAAACUGAAGAUUUGGGGCCUGUGAUAUUACGUCGCCAGAAGAGGACGUGGGUUCUAGGUAGUAUUGAUAUCACUGAAGAAGAUGAGGGGCGCUUCCCCAAAGAUGCAGUCAAAAUACACCAUAUCAAGACAGCUGAAGAGAAACUAACAUUCAGGUUAAAAGGAAAUGGAACUGAGAAUGACUUGUUUUAUCUGGACGAAGGGAGAAAUAUAAUAAUGGUUUCACGCAAGAUUGAUCGUGAAAAAACUCCAGUAUUUAGGUUAUAUGUUAGUGCUUUCAGUGCAACUACACAUAAGAAAAUAGGUCAAGAUCUGAUGUAUGAAGUCCGGGUGAAAGACAUCAACGAUAAUUCACCAAUCUUCAAUCAAUCUAAAUACGAAGUAGAAAUACCAGAAAGUACACCUGUGGGUAAAGAAUUUCUCAGAGUUAAUGCCACAGAUGCAGAUGAGAUUAACAACCCCAACUCGCAAAUUUCGUACUUUUUCACAACUCAGAAAUUCUCAAGUUAUUUCCAAAUGAAUCUUUCAACUGGAGCAAUAAGUUUAAAAAAAUGUCUAAAUUAUACGAAGAUGAAAUCUUACACCCUCACUGUGAGUGCAAGGGACAAUGGUGUUCCUGUUCUUAGCAGUACUACAACAGUGCAGAUUAAUAUUUUGAAUGCAAACGAUUAUCUCCCAACUUUUAAAAGAACUGGCAAUUUUUUAGGUAAAGUUAAAGAAAAUGAUGACAAUGUGGUUGUACUCCGAGUAAGCGUUACUGACGAUGACGUUCCACAGACCCCAGCCUGGAGAGCUAAGUAUAAAAUAAUAGAAGGGAAUGAAAAUGGGAAUUACAAGAUUGAAACAGAUCCAAAGACAAAUGACGGCAUUCUAUCUCUAGUCAAGCAUUUAGAUUUUGAAAGUGGUUCUAAAGGAAAGCUGAAUAUCACUGUUGAAAAUGAGGAACCCUUUUACUUUUGUUCAGAAGUGGCUAAUAAACAAAUACCAGCCCCUGACAGUAUCUCUGUAGACAUCACUGUGGAAAAUAUCAAUGAUGCACCUGUGAUCCACCCUCCAGAGGUGACAAUUAGUCUAUUUGAAAAUAAAUUACCGGAUUAUGACCUGGUGAAGUUUGAGGCUACUGACCCAGAUAACUCUAAUCCUGAGAACAUCAGGUUCGCUAAGGCAUACGAUCCAGAAGAUUGGGUUACAAUAAAUGACAAAACUGGUGUUGUUAGAGCUUUACGUAAAAUGGAUCGUGAGUCUCCUUAUGUAAAUGAAAGUAUUUACAGCGUUAUUAUUCAUGCCGUUGAUGAUGCAACACCACCUUUAACAGGCACUGCUACUUUGAAUAUUAUGUUGAAUGAUGUCAAUGACAAUAAGCCCUAUUUGACCUCAACAUAUGAAAAAUUGUGCUAUAAUGGCGAAACUCAGUUUGUGACUCUUAAAGCAAAAGAUGACGACAUGAAUCCAUUUGGAGGGCCAUUUAAGUUUUCACUUCUGGAUAAUGAACCAAAUAUAAAGGAACUGUGGGAAUUGGAGUCAAAGACUGGUUAUUCAGUUAAUCUUUUAAGAAGAAAGGCAAUUCCAUUUGGAAACUACACCAUACCUUUAACUGUUCAAGAUAGACAGGGAUUGGUCCAAAGGAGCACAUUACAUAUAUGGGUCUGUUCCUGUCCUGAUGGAAAAAGAUGCCCUGAUCCUAAACCACCAACUGCUGCUUUGGGUGUUGCUGCUAUUGUCCUUCUGUUUGCAGCUUUUCUGCUUUUGUUAUUGGGUCUUUGUCUGAUUAUUUCCAUGAAAAGGAAAAGUCACUUCCCAUUCCCAGCUGAGUAUGCCUGUGGAUCAAUUAUGAAAUAUGACCAGGAGGGACCUCAUGUUGAUCUUAAAUUGUUGUCAGAUAAGCUGCCUUUGAAUGAAGAAGCAAAUUUGAACUACAGUGGUUCUGAAAAAGAUAAAGGGAUGACAGGAAGUAUGAUGAAGACUUUUCGACAAUACAGUGCAAAUGGUUCAAGAACCUGGAGUUAUAGGCAUGAUUCAGAGAUGACAGGAUGUACGAUGAGGACUUAUGGAAAAUACAACAUGAAUGAUUCAGGAAUCCGGAUUUAUAGGCAUGAUUCGGGGAUGACAGGAAAUAUGAAGGGGAAUUUCGGACAAUUCAUGAAUGAUUCCAGAUCUCAGACUUCUCAGUACAAUUCAGAUAACUUGGCAAUUCUAAUGAAUUUCACAGGAAAUUACAUAAAAAAGAAACUGAACGCUUACAAUGACAUGCAAACUUCAUGUGAAGAUGAUCAGCUCCAUGCUUACAACUAUGAAGGUGAAGAAGGCAGAAGAGGAUCUUUUGAUUCCAUCUCUGUUGGAAGUGAACAUGGAUACAGUUUUCUAGAUAAUUUGGACUCCAGGUUCACUGCACUGGCAAAAAUUUGUCAACAAAAUGGUCAAAAAUGACUUGCAGUUGAUGCUCCUUAGAUUUAAAUGUCUUCAAUCUCAGCUAAGAAACUCACUCAGCAAUUUUAAGAAAUUCAAUUACUAUUUUCAUUUUGUGUGGUUGUUUUGUCUUUUAAACAAUGUCAUUGUACCUACCUCUGCAGGUUCCUCUGGAAGUAAUUUCCAUACUACAUUCAUGCGACAUGCGGAGUCAAGGGAUAUGGGGAGAAGGCAGGAACGGGGUACUGAUUGUUGAUGAUCAGCCAUGAUCACAGUGAAUGGUGGUGCUGGCUCAAAGGGCCAAAUGGCCUACUCCUGCACCUAUUGUCCAUUGACUAUUACAUAAAUAUUGUGCAGUGACCAUCUUCAAAAAGCGAGUAUCUAGCCACCGAUCUUUAACAUUUAAUGACACUAUCAUUGCUGAUUUCCUAUUAUCAACAGCUUGAGGAAUCAACAUUGGUCAAAAACUUGACAGGACCUAGCAUACAAGUACCAUGGGGACAAAAAGCAGUUUAGAGACUUAGUACCUUUCAUUGAGAGACUCGCUUACCAAUACUGCUGGAUAUCAGAAUGUUUGAAAUUAGUAUCCCCAAACAACAGGGAUUGUUUGCAAGUGAAUGAGAAGAGUGAAAGGGAGUGUAAAUCUGAACUGUACAGCCAUGAAGUUGGCAGAAAUGCAUCGGUUUCUCACUUUACAACAUGCCCAGUCCCAUCUACUCAGCUACAGAACUUCAGUUUUAUUCUCUCUCAUUAUUUCACUGCAGCUUAAAACAUUUCAUCUCUGAUUUUUCUCAGUCCUGAUAAAAAGCCAUUAAUAUACACCAUUAGAUUUGUUCCUCUCCAUUCAGAUAUCGCCUGAGCUGUUGUGUAUUUCCCACAUUUUCAGUUUUAUUUGUAUCUGCAUUCCUCUGGUAAAACAAAUAAUUUCUAAUUACUUAUGAAGAAAGUUCAAGGCUCCAGAAGUAUGUGUUCUUGAGACAAAAUGCAUGUUUUAUCAGGAACUAACGUAAAGGUUAUUGGCAGAGUAGGAAGUCAAGUAACUCCAUCAGUAAAAGGUAGAGACAAGUACAGACUGAAUCUUUCUAUUGCCAGGAACCUGCAAUUUUAUGUGGAAAAAGAACACUUACUUGCCUCUCAUAAGAUAAAGCCAUUGUUAUUUUUUUAAUUGCAAAAAUAAAUUUUGUUCAUAAUGAAAAAUGUUUACAAAAGAAUAAAUGUUUUAUAUUCUUUA